UAAAAAAUGGCUUUCAAACUUGCAAAAAAUUUCUCCAUAUGGUUCAUACUUGUUUUUUGUGCAUGUGCAUCCACAUCGGACUCCGCGUCCCUUGCUGACGACAUUCCGUCCUCAACUAAAAAAUUCGAGGAGUGGAUGACUGGGCAUGGGCGCGACUACAAAGACGUGGCUGAGAAGGUGAAGCGUUUUCAGAUUUUCCUGGAAAACCUGAAGUUCGUCGAGGAAUUCAAGCGCACGGCGAACCGGACUUACAAGGUCGGACUGAACAAGUUCUCAGAUUUAACCAACGAGGAAUUUAGGGCAACAUAUGCUGGAUACAAGUCGCCAUCAUCAACACGCAGUAACUCCUCCCAAGUUCAUUCUUUUGAGUACCAAGGUUUGAAUAGCAUUCCGGAGAGAGUCAAUUGGGUCGAACAAGGCGCUGUCAACCCUAUAAAGCUGCAAGGCCCAUGUGGAUCUUCCUGGGCGUUCUCCGUGGUGGCAACGGUGGAAGCAAUCACGAAGAUCAAGUCUGGCAUGCUGCCGAACCUGUCCGUGCAGCAACUCUUGGACUGUGCCACUAAUGGCGGCAACUGGGGCUGCCAUGGCGGCUUGAUGGACAACGGCUUCAAGUACAUCAUCGAGAACGAAGGCAUCAGCUCCACAUCGAACUAUCCAUACACCGGGGUCGACGGCACCUGUGACAAGCAGGCCGCAUCUGUUGUCGAGGCCAUAAUAUCCGCGUAUAGGGAUGUCCCCGCAAAAGAGGAUGACAUGCUGAAGGCCGUGGCGAUGCAGCCGGUGUCAGUAGCACUGGACUCGAGUGGGCCUGCGUUCCAGAACUAUGCAGGUGGGGUCUUUAAUGGCCCGUGCGAUGCCAAUCUAGACCACGCGGUGACGGUCGUCGGGUAUGGGACGGAUGAGGAGGGGACCAAGUACUGGUUAGUAAGGAACUCUUGGGACGCUCCGUGGGGCGAGAGUGGGUACAUGAGAAUUCAGAGGGACUCUGGGGUUGAAGGUGGCCUUUGUGGAAUUGCCUUGAAAGUUUCUUAUCCUAUUUAUCAAAGAGAUUAUGGCCUCGAGCUCAUGUGCGUUAGUAGGCUAAACUCGGCCGAUAUGAAUUGAGUUUAGUCUAAGUGGAAAUAUUUCGGGUUAAUUACUAUAGUUAAUCUCAUGUAUUUACUUUUUUUUAUUCAGUUAGACCCCAUGCGACCUUUGUUAGGUUUCUUAUGCUGAAAUAUUUGGAGUGUCUAAUGAUAAUGAGAAGGAAGAGGAUUUGAAGACA
Syzygium oleosum is the source of this 1264-nucleotide messenger RNA. RefSeq names its product macrodontain-1-like. The record is from RefSeq and is a predicted model, not a curated record. Gene Ontology annotation, molecular function: cysteine-type endopeptidase activity. Lineage: Eukaryota; Viridiplantae; Streptophyta; Magnoliopsida; Myrtales; Myrtaceae. Gene Ontology annotation, cellular component: lysosome. Bases 7 to 1104 code for a protein of 365 amino acids. The transcript has 2 exons.